Molecule: messenger RNA, 1841 nt
Organism: Linepithema humile (Argentine ant)
Lineage: Eukaryota; Metazoa; Arthropoda; Insecta; Hymenoptera; Formicidae
Source: RefSeq, a predicted model, not a curated record
AAUUGACGUGGAAGAAAACUUGGAGUUCAUGAAUGACAACGAUUCGGUAAACCAUUAUUUGCAAAGCAAUGAUUUGAAGCUCUGGCCGCUGUUAAGCAUCUUGCGUACGGAUUUUCUCUUACAAAUUGACCUAGUCAUGUGGUAUGGAUGUAAUAACAAACCUGUGAAUUGGAAAGCGGUUUUAAUUGUAACGGCAAAUAAGAACGUUUACGGUGUGGGCAGUAGAAACGGCCAGUUCAUAUUAAACAAUACAAUUAGUACUCUACAGCCUCAAAAACUAGAAAAUCUGUGUCAACAAAAAUAUCAAAACCAUAACAGGCACUGCUGGAAGCUACUUCGUACUGACUGAAGAAGGAAAGGUAUAUUCCUGGGGUGACAAUCAAUUUAACACGUUGGGAUAUGAUACAUCCCGUCUACUCCCCAAUACACUCGAUGAAAUGGUUGAUAUAAAUGAUGCAUGGUUGACAAUGACAGUGAACUACCCUCUUGAAGUGACUGCAUUAUCAGGCAAACGCGUAGUGGACAUUAAAUGCGGUUGUUAUCAUGUUCUCGUGCUUACCGACGAUAAAAAGGUGUAUAGUUGGGGAAGAAAUAAUAGAGGACAAGUUGGUCAUGCUGAUCUUGAAACGGUUUCAAUACCGACGGAAGUCAUAAUUGAGGAUGAGUUGGGUAAAAAGGACAUUCAAGGCAUUUCUUGCGGCCUUGUUUUCAAUAUGGCUGUUACUUACGACGGCGAACUUUACGGUUGGGGCGAAAAUACGUAUGGUCAGCUUGGACUUGGAAUUAAUGGCGCCAUGAUGCAUUUGAAACCUAUGAAAAUCAUGAUAGAUGUUCCAAUAGCGAAAGUAGAAUGCGGAACUGAUCACACGUUGGCGCUUUCUUGGGAAGGUUUGCUCUAUGUCUGGGGUAAAAAUCACCAUGGACAAUUGGGCAUCGGGAACUGUGUAAACUAUGUAUUUUAUCCCACUCCGAUAGACACAAGAGGAAUGGGGAAGAUAACGAAUAUCGCCGCUCGAUUCGAUUGCUCGAGAAGUCUGGCAAUUAAUAAAGACGAACGCAUCUACUUCUGGGGUGCAUAUAAAGGCAAAAAUUAUUUCAACCCAUCUGAUGUUAACCUUAACAACAUAGAAGUCGCGUUCAUAGGUUCCAGAAGUUUUAUGAAGAUGUACUAUCCUUGCACAAACCUGAUCAAACUGCAGAAACUGUCACAUGUCAUGUCCCCAGCAUAUUUGGAAACUGCAUUCAACAAUUCCGCAUCCGCCGAUAUUGAGUUAAUUGUGGAUCUACACUCUUUGUACAUUCAUAAGAUUGUUAUAAUGCUUCGCUGUAAGGAAAUGUAUGCACAAUUUUUCCCGUAUGACACAAACAAUGUCAUCAUCCGAGAUGAUUUCUCUGCUGCUUCAUAUAAAUCCUUCUUAAAAUAUUUAUACACUGGUGUAAUUGACCUAUCUUAUGAGUAUCCAUUAGAGCUGUACGAGUUAGCUACUUUUUACCAACAUCUAAUCUUUAGGGAAAAUUGUAUGAUAAUAAUACAAGAAAGGAUUAACAUAUCAAAUGUUAUGCAUUUUUAUAAAGAGGCGAUAUCACUGGAAAUAAAGAAUUUAGAGGAGUUCUGCUUCACGUAUGCCAUAAAUAAUCUGACGGCUGUGGUGAAGACAGAAGGUUAUGCUAAAUUAUCAGAAGAGGUACAGAUUAAUUUUAUAAUACAAGCGGCCAAUGCCUGCGCUUUUAAACAUUAAUUUGUUUGCCUAGGUAUUUAUUGGUCUAUACAUUUAUUAACAUAUACUAAUAGCAAUCUGAUAAAUUGAUAAAAAAUUAGUAUAAAUAAGUUGUACUUGUUU